AUGGCGGCUCCUCAUCCAGCGGCGAAGAAAGCGGGCUCAAGAGUGACAUUUGUCGGUAACAUCCCUUAUCAAGUAUCUGAAGAACAGCUCAUUUCCAUCUUCUCUGAGGUCGGUCCGGUCGCAGGAUUCCGUCUGGUGUUCGACCGCGAUACUGGCAAGCCCAAAGGCUAUGGCUUCUGCGAAUUCUUCGAUCCCGAGACGGCAGCAUCGGCUGUGCGGAAUCUCAAUGAUGUAGAAGUGGGAGGGAGGAACUUGAGGAUUGACUGGGCUGAUGUAGAUCCAGUCUUCCAAGGCAAGACGACGCAGAAUGGACAGAUUGAGGGGGAGCUGCCCAAGAGGGAAGGGCGGAGACCUGGGAAUCCAGGAGGACCACAACAGGGAGGCUUUGGAGGCGGCAUGGGUGCAGGCGCAGGUGGACCGCCCCCACCUCUCGGUAUGGGGGGUGAGGGACCACCACAAUUCAACACCAGCAAUCUACCUCAGGGGGCGCCUCUGCAGCCAGGCGUGUCGGCUACGGAUGCAAUUACGCAGACCCUGGCAACCCUCCCGCCGAAUCAACUGCUGGACAUCAUGGGUCAGAUCAAAUCGCUUAUCCUCACAUCACCACAGUCAGCUCAAGGACUCCUCACAUCACACCCUCAACUCACAUAUGCCCUCUUCCAAGCAAUGCUCAUGAUGAAUCUGGUGGAUCCAGCUAUCCUCCAGCGUAUCUUGGCAGGCAGUGGCGCUCUCACAGCUGGCGGCCCAUCGCAACAACCUCCACAGCAGCAGCAAGGCCGCUACCCUGGCGCACCGCCUCAACCGCCAGGAUCGGCUCCUGCACCACCGCCCGGACAAUAUGGUGGAGGAGCAGGAGGGUACGGUCAGCCCGGACCACCACCUUCCCCAGCUGCCGCUGGUGGAGCUGGGGGAAAUCUAGAGGACUCGCAACGGCAGCUCUUGAUGCAGGUUCUGAGCUUGACAGACGCGCAGAUUGCUGCGCUGCCUGCUGAUCAGAGGGAUAGUAUCAUGUUGCUGAGGAAGCAGUAUGGCAAGUAG
Molecule: messenger RNA, 1038 nt
Organism: Microstroma glucosiphilum
Lineage: Eukaryota; Fungi; Basidiomycota; Exobasidiomycetes; Microstromatales; Microstromataceae
Product: RNA-binding domain-containing protein
Exons: 3
Coding region: 1-1038 (345 amino acids)
Biological process (GO): mRNA 3'-end processing
Cellular component (GO): mRNA cleavage and polyadenylation specificity factor complex
Molecular function (GO): mRNA binding
Source: RefSeq, a predicted model, not a curated record